Messenger RNA from Leptosia nina, 243 nucleotides. NCBI's taxonomy places the organism in Eukaryota, Metazoa, Arthropoda, Insecta, Lepidoptera, Pieridae. The record is from the annotation of a GenBank genome assembly.
AUGCCCGCCGUGCCAAAUACCCCCCUUCGCGCUAACCCCCCCUUGGGAAUGGCUGGAACAUCGUCCUGUGAUGCUGUGACCCUAGUACCCGUCACCGACCAAUCAUUAGCCGGGGUGCUGGCUCCGCCCACCGACCCAAGCGCAAGAACAAUGGAGGCAAUGGACACACCCCCAAAGUCAAAACCAAUCUACAAACAGGAAUUUGAAUUCGCAGAAACAGGGCAGCGCUUCCGCAUUGGAUAA